Electrophorus electricus (electric eel) is the source of this 2786-nucleotide messenger RNA. RefSeq names its product archain 1b (gene arcn1b). Gene Ontology annotation, biological process: Golgi localization; endoplasmic reticulum to Golgi vesicle-mediated transport; retrograde vesicle-mediated transport, Golgi to endoplasmic reticulum. NCBI's taxonomy places the organism in Eukaryota, Metazoa, Chordata, Actinopteri, Gymnotiformes, Gymnotidae. The record is from RefSeq and is a predicted model, not a curated record. Gene Ontology annotation, cellular component: COPI vesicle coat.
UGUUUCCGGUCGGAGACGUGGCUCUGCUCUUCCUACAGGAUACGAGGCGGCCUGCUUGGUCCUUUCAGGGAAAACAAACAUAUUGGUCAGGCGCUUAUUGUGUUGCUGUACACUGGCAAAACGUGUCGCUGUGGAAUUAAGCACCUUGAAACGGAGCAAAAAUGGUGCUUUUGGCAGCGGCAAUAUGUACCAAGGCAGGAAAAGCCAUCGUGUCGCGGCAGUUCGUAGAGAUGACGCGAACCCGCAUUGAGGGACUCCUGGCUGCUUUUCCUAAACUGAUGGGAACAGGAAAGCAGCACACCUUUGUUGAGACGGACAGCGUGCGCUAUGUCUACCAGCCCUUGGAGAAGCUCUACAUGGUUCUUGUCACCACAAAGAACAGCAACAUUCUGGAGGACCUGGAAACGUUGAGACUCUUCUCUCGGGUGAUCCCUGAAUACUGUCGUGUACUGGAGGAGGGGGAGAUCUCAGAACACUGUUUUGACCUCAUUUUUGCAUUUGAUGAGAUUGUUGCCCUGGGCUACAGGGAGAAUGUCAAUCUGGCUCAGAUCCGUACUUUCACCGAGAUGGACUCGCACGAGGAGAAGGUCUUCCGUGCAGUCAGAGAGACCCAAGAACGGGAGGCAAAUGCAGAGAUGAAAAGGAAAGCAAAAGAGCUGCAGCAGGCAAGGCGAGAUGCUGAACGUGCAGGCAGAAAAGCUCCGGGCUUUGGAGGGUUUGGAAGUUCGGGAAUGAGCAACCUCAGCCCCGCUGCCAUCAUUGCUGAAUCAAUGGUGGAACCAGAGAAGCCUAAAAUGGCCUCCGCCCCAGUUAGGCCAAGUGGUCCAAGUAAAGCACUGAAACUGGGUGCCAAAGGAAAAGAGGUUGAUAACUUUGUAGACAAACUGAUGUCCGAGGGAGAAAACGUCAUCCCCAGUGCAGGAAAGAAGCAGUCAGAUGUGUCUAAAGUUCUUCAGCCUCCAGUAAACACAGAGGGUGUACAUCUUAAGAUAGAGGAGAAGAUAUCUCUCACCUGUGGACGUGACGGUGGACUGCAGAACAUGGAAGUCCUGGGAAUUAUAACCCUGAGGGUCACCGAUGAGACAAAUGGCCGUAUCCGCUUGCACGUUAACAACAAUGACAAGAAAGGGGUGCAGCUGCAGACCCACCCCAAUGUAGAUAAGAAGCUGUUCACAGCUGACUCGCUGAUUGGUCUGAAAAACCCAGACAAGGCCUUUCCCCUCAACAAUGAUGUAGGCAUUCUGAAGUGGAGACUACAGACCACAGAGGAGUCCCUCAUUCCUUUAACCAUAAACUGCUGGCCCUCAGAAAACGGUAGUGGUUGUGAUGUGAACAUUGAAUACGAGCUCCAGGAGGAAAGCCUCGAACUCAAUGAUGUAAUCAUUACGAUCCCAGUGCCGUCAGGAGUAGGUGCCCCAGUCAUUGGAGAUCUUGAUGGGGAAUAUCGCCAUGACAGCAGAAAAAACAUCCUUGAAUGGUGCCUGCCCGUCAUAGAUGAAAACAACAAAACCGGAAGUCUGGAGUUCAGCAUAGCUGGAAAACCCAAUGAUUUCUUCCCUGUUAGUGUCUCGUUUGUAUCUCGGCGCAAUUACAGUGACAUUCAGGUGGACAGUGUGACCCAUGUGGAAGGGGGCAGCCUGGUCAAGUUCUCCACUGAGACUUUGUUUGUUGUUGACAAGUAUGAGAUACUCUAAAGACUUCUUCUCAAAGAAAUAUUUUUCUACCCUGCCUGCCUACCUGUGUGCCAGUUUGGAGACAGUUAUACCAGACUCUCAAAAUCCCAUUCAGUGGUGUGCACUAUUGGUGUAUUUAUAUGUUUGUAUGACAAAGAAAAUUGUAUAUCUUUAUAUAAAAUGAAUAUCAGUUAAAUGAGCAGCACCUGCCAUGAAAAUAGGUGAGUCUGGAGGCCAAGGAAAUGACGUCCUUAAACAUCAACUUGCAGCUAAACAAGAACCUGGACCUAUAAGUCAUCACCGCCCUUAAUAUAAAUAAGAGAAGGAACUAGCCAGUUGCCCAAUAAAAAAUGUUUUUCAAGAUUUGUGAUACAUUGGAACCAAAUGCUCAAAUCAGUAUAUUGUUAUUAAAAUUCUUCCUUUUUACCUGAAAUGAAUGAAGACCAGUAAUGUUUUAAUUUUCACUUUCAGUUACAAAGGAACUGAUGCUGCACUUGUUGCUUCACUGUUUUCUGUGCUAAUGAGUGCAGUUCUUUUUUUUGGUGAAUGUUUAGAGUUCUUAAUUUCCUUUGUGGGUGUGACUGUAAACUUGUAAUUUUUAACCAUUUCCUUCCUGUGUUCAAUCAGUUCCUAAUGCAGCAGCUGUCCUUUAGAGUAAUGUCAAACAUCAGUGUGCAAGAGUGCACACAACCUGAAAAAGGGAAACUUCACUACACCCCUACACCAUGACAACUGCUUAAUGUGUGGUACCUGCUAUUGCAUCAUUGUGAUCUAUUGGUCACGCUUCAUUGCUGAAAGUUUAGAACGUGCUCACAGGCAAGCGUUACUCACCUGAGCCAUGCGGGGGUGAGGGGGUGAAGGCUGCCCUCCUGGUGAGAGCUCAGUCAGGUGUGUUCUGGGAAGGGGGCCUGCCUGCCAGCCAUGAACAUCUUAACAGGGUAAUGGAAAUGUAUGACUGAACCCUCCAGUCUAAGUCGUGGCUAAUAAAAGGGGUGAACAUUGGAACAGUCUGAAAGUUAAGUGUUUAGUUUCUGCCUUCAGAUUCCAUGUUGAAUGUUAAUCUACGCAAUUGUAAAUCAUGCAUUAUUAAUAAGCAUUUGCAACAUUUACAUA